Strongylus vulgaris is the source of this 213-nucleotide messenger RNA. Lineage: Eukaryota; Metazoa; Nematoda; Chromadorea; Rhabditida; Strongylidae. The record is from the annotation of a GenBank genome assembly.
AUGGUUCAAGUGGGUGAUCGAAUUCUGGUCGGUGAAUAUGCAGCCACUGUGCGUUACAUAGGGAAUGUGGCGGGUCAUCCAGGAGUUUGGGUAGGCGUGGAGUGGGAUGAUCCAAGCCGCGGAAAACACGAUGGGCUUGUUAACGGCAUACGAUAUUUCACUACAUCGUCAGUUUUUACAUUGGUUUAUAAAUUGGCCUAUUCGCGCAAAUAA